AUGGACAGUGAAGGGGUUCUUUGUGAACUUUUCUCGAGGUUGCCGGCCAAAUCUGUUCUUCGAUUCAGAGCUGUUUCUAAAACUUGUUCGAGUUUUCCUUCAGAAAAUUUUUUCAUAAGGAAACACUCUGAGCAAGCGCUAUUCAUGGACAACCCUGGAUUCUUCAUCCAACAAGACUUUCGGUGGGGGAAGAUUGAGUUACACAGGUUACCACCACCCAAGAAGAAUAAGGAUGGUGAGAAAAAGAGUUUUGAUGACGACAACGACUAUGGUGUACCUAAUACCUCCCUCCGCUUCCUAUCCAACACAGCCAAGAUAUUGGGAUCUUACAAUGGCAUUCUUGUAUUGAAGAACACCAAUGAGGAACACAAUAAGGGAUUGUUCCUAUGUAACCCUGCAACUCAAAAGUGUUUCACCAUUCCAAACCCCACAACAACAAACAGCGAUAACCACUACUCUACUGUAGUACUACUGGGUAUUCACAUACUCUCUCAUCAUCAUGAUACCGUCGGCCGCGGCGCCACCAUUGAGGAGGAAUUCCCGGACAAUUAUCGAGUGAUCAUGGUAAAGCCUGAGGUAGAAGAUUGGUCAUCAAAUAGUAGCAUCUAUGUGUACACCAAAGGUCAGGAGGCAUGGGAGGAGAUGGACAAGUUCAAUACAGGUGCUAGAAAUAUUUUAUAUGAUGCGCCGCCAGUGUAUUGCAAAGGUGCAAUUCAUUUAAUCUCAGAUACAUUUCCUUACUUGACCAAGGCCAGCCCUGAUUAUAAACCCUACAUUGUCGCUUAUCACAUCCAUAACAGAACAUCAUGGCGCCUCAAAUUGCCUAAAGUAGCAUUAAGAAGGUCUCCGGAUCCAAGCUGUGAGAUGAGGAUCUUCAAAUGGGGAGGUGGCAACUCAUCAUCAUCAUCAUCUCUUUGCUUGAUCAGGUUGAGGAAGUCAGUUUUCAUGGGUUGGGUAUUAGAGGAUUACCAUGACAUGGGGUCAUCAUGGACAUUGGUUUUGAAAGCUAGGGUUGGAGCCAUGGCAUUAAUGGAGGAGGAACAAAACCCAGUAGAAGUUCGUGGGUUCACUGUCAUAAACGGAGACUCUCUUGUGUUUGCUACUCAGAAACGGAUUUAUCAUUAUAGAUUAACUCUAAGUAGUGGUGGUGGUGGGAGACCAACAAGACAGUUAUUAGUUGAAGGUGCAGAAGAGAUUUGUGGGCAUGGGCUCGGUGAGGAUGCAAGGUACCUGUGCUUGACUGGUUAUGCAAAUACUCUUCGACCUUGCGGGAGUGAAGAGCAUCCAUUAAUGCCGCCACUAAUUAAUAAAGGAGUAGAAGAAAGGGUUGUGGAUGAUGAGAAAUUAUCUCCAACAGUAUUAGUACUAUUAUACACAAAUCCGAAUCCAUGGAGAUUGUUCUUCUCAUUUCUUCUAUCACUCUUCUCUAUUGUUCUCCCUUUGUUAAUGUCUUGGGUCUUCGCUGAAAGACAAAGGUAG
Molecule: messenger RNA, 1479 nt
Organism: Telopea speciosissima
Lineage: Eukaryota; Viridiplantae; Streptophyta; Magnoliopsida; Proteales; Proteaceae
Exons: 1
Coding region: 1-1479 (492 amino acids)
Molecular function (GO): protein binding
Source: RefSeq, a predicted model, not a curated record